Molecule: messenger RNA, 2091 nt
Organism: Gadus chalcogrammus (walleye pollock)
Lineage: Eukaryota; Metazoa; Chordata; Actinopteri; Gadiformes; Gadidae
Product: protein C-ets-1-like
Exons: 7
Coding region: 17-1081 (354 amino acids)
Biological process (GO): cell differentiation; regulation of transcription by RNA polymerase II
Cellular component (GO): nucleus
Molecular function (GO): sequence-specific DNA binding; DNA-binding transcription factor activity, RNA polymerase II-specific
Source: RefSeq, a predicted model, not a curated record
CACCCCUGGCCUUCGGAUGGACUGGAGCACCUACGAAUCGGACCCCCUGGAGGUCCCGCCCCUCACGCCCACCAGUAAGGAGGUGCUGAGCCAGGCGGUGAGCGCAACAUUUCAGGGCUUUGACCAGGAGAGGAAGGACCGACACAUCCCACAAGAUCCUCAUCUUUGGUCCCUGUGGGAAGUCAACCAUUGGCUGGACUGGUGUCUGGCCGAGUUUGGCCUCCAAUGCCUGGGUCUGAAUUUACGGGGCAUGCAGGGGAGCGAGCUGUGUGAACUGGACAGGGAGACGUUCCUGGGCCUGACCUCGGACUGUACCGCCGGAGAGAUACUGUGGGAGCACCUGGAGACGAUGCAGAGAGACUACUAUGCAGAGUAUGUUGAGCAUCAGAGUGGCCACCUGCAGUACAGUGAUGCUCACUUGGACCAAGCCCAGCAUCUCCACACCCUGGAGCCUGCAGGGUCCGUGCAACACGACGACUGUUUCUCAUUCAACGCCAGUGGACCUUGUAGAAGCACUACCCCACCGCCGCAAGAGGCUGGGGAACCCAGAGAGACGGAUUCAGAAGCGGACAUGAUCCACUAUGAGGACGCUGACAUCACCGGCUCGCUGUCCUGGACCACCCAGAUCCAGGAGACGGACCCCUUUGUCUUGCCGCAGCACCACAGAGGCUUCAAAGAGUUCAUGGGCAACAUGACCGACGUGGGUGGGGCCAUGAUACCAGCGGCCAUCCUGGCUGGCUACACGGGCAGUGGCCCCAUUCAACUCUGGCAGUUCCUCCUGGAGCUCCUGACCGACCGCAGCUGCCAGUCCUGCAUAAGCUGGACGGGCAACGGCUGGGAGUUCAAGCUGACCGACCCCGAUGAGGUAGCCCUGCUGUGGGGCCGCAGGAAGAACAAGCCCAAGAUGAACUACGAGAAGCUGAGCCGCGGCCUGCGCUACUACUACGACAAGAACAUCAUCCACAAGACGGCGGGCAAGCGCUACGUCUACCGCUUUGUGUGCAACCUGCAGGGCCUGUUGGGCUACGAGCCCGGGGAGCUACACGCCCUGCUGGACGUCAGCGCCAAGAACCAAGACUGAGCGUCGGGACGAGGUACACUGCGGACGGUGGGCAUCGAACCCACAAGUCUUUCAGCCGGGCACUGCGUUCAUACCCCCCCCUCACCCCCCUCCAUCCACUAUCAUGUAUAUGUAUGUAUAUUUUUCUCUAAUUGUAAAUUAUUACUGAUUUAAACAGGGAAAAUGGUCCAAUCAUCUGUUGACAAAUGGAAGAGGAUAUUCUGUGGUUAGUGGACAGAGGGCGGCUCAGGGCCACAGCUGAUUAAAAAUGCUUUUUUUGUACAUCCAGGGGAAUCUAGCUAGUUCCUCUACUCUUAACUAGACUCUUGCACUCCUGUCCAUGGAGACUGGUUUCAUUCAGGCCGUUUUGUUGACAAUGAUUGGGCAUUGUACUUAAUAUACUGCCCCCCUCUAACAUCCCUAUUUGAACAGUACAUGUAAGCAUGGGGCAUUGAGUCAGAUUUUAUACAUACAAUACUGCAAUUGAAGUGGUAGCCAAUGCCAUCGUGAAACCUAGUUUUGUUUAUUACUGUGGCGUUCCUGGACCUUAAAUAAAUUGAGAACGCAAAAAUCGUAGUACUCGUUGUUAAUCGUAAUACUUCAUUAAAUUAUGUUUCAUCAGAAAUAUUGCACCACUAGAUUGCAAGUGUUCAUUGGUCUGGAAUAAUGUAUUAUGUUGUUGCACACACACACACAUACACACACACACACUCACUCAAUGUUCCAUCCACCCACAGUGCAUCUUAUGUUUCAUUAGCUGCAUGGCAAAGCGGCCAUGGGGGGUAAAAGUGGUGGAAAUAAUCCCCUUCACACAAUGUGCACGGUCUCUCACACUGCACUUCACACGUCUAACCUUUUCAUUUGACGUAAUCAUGGGGUCUCUGCCUGUUACUCAUGAAACAGUCAAUCAUGAAGGAUGCCAUUCUAAAUGACAUGCUCGGAAUAACACACAAUAUUAAUGUUCUCUCUUGUACAUUUGAAUACUGUUUUUGUUUGCACCCCUCUCAGCUGUAUAAUAAAACAAGUAUACU